AUGAGAGGCUGUGUGAGAAGCUGCAGCCGCCGGCAGAGGAGACCUCAGCAUCCUCGGGAGCCCAGCGCCAACCCUGCCUCCGCCCGGCCCGCUGCCACCACCGCCGCCCUUUCGGUUCCUGCUACUGUCUCACCUAAACAACUCCCAUUCAGCGGACAAGCGAAGUUCUAUGACUCUCUUCUCCUCUCCUUCCUCCUCUUCUUCCAACUCCUUCUCCUCCCACUUCCCAACCGCUGUGGAAAGCCCCUAACCCAACAGACGCUGGCAAGGCUGCGGACAAGUGUCAUCUGCACUUUAUCUUGCUGCUCCUACUGCCCUAAGGCAAAGUUGCAUAGCUCUACAUCUUUCUUUCCCAGCCACCUCCCUCUGCCCCCAAGAGCGUCCCGCCGCCCCGCAGCACUCUCCUGGAGCUGCGCCCUAGUGCCCCUGCUGGGCAGUGGCCUUUCCCCCACCCCAUCCUCCCGCGUCCUGCCCUUGCUGCUCCGGGCAGACGAUGCUGAAGAUGCUCUCGUUUAAGCUGCUACUGCUGGCCGUGGCUCUGGGCUUCUUUGAAGGAGAUGCGAAGUUUGGGGAAAGGAACGAGGGGAGCGGAGCGAGAAGGAGACGGUGCCUGAAUGGGAACCCCCCAAAGCGCCUAAAGAGAAGGGACAGGCGGGUGAUGUCCCAGCUGGAGCUGCUCAGUGGAGGAGAGAUCCUGUGUGGUGGCUUCUACCCACGAGUAUCUUGCUGCCUGCAGAGUGACAGCCCUGGAUUGGGGCGUCUGGAGAACAAGAUCUUUUCUGCCACCAACAACUCAGAAUGCAGCAGGCUGCUGGAGGAGAUCCAAUGUGCUCCCUGCUCCCCGCAUUCCCAGAGCCUCUUCUACACACCUGAAAGAGAUGUCCUGGAUGGGGACCUAGCACUUCCACUCCUCUGCAAAGACUACUGCAAAGAAUUCUUUUAUACUUGCCGAGGCCAUAUUCCAGGUCUUCUUCAAACAACUGCUGAUGAAUUUUGCUUUUACUAUGCAAGAAAAGAUGCUGGGUUAUGCUUUCCAGACUUCCCGAGAAAGCAAGUCAGAGGACCAGCAUCUAACUACUUGGGCCAGAUGGAAGACUACGAGAAAGUGGGGGGGAUCAGCAGAAAACACAAACACAACUGCCUCUGUGUCCAGGAGGUCAUGAGUGGGCUGCGGCAGCCUGUGAGCGCUGUGCACAGCGGGGAUGGCUCCCAUCGGCUCUUCAUUCUAGAGAAGGAAGGCUACGUGAAGAUUCUAACCCCAGAAGGAGAACUGUUCAAGGAGCCUUACUUGGACAUUCACAAACUUGUUCAAAGUGGAAUAAAGGGAGGAGACGAAAGGGGCCUGCUAAGCCUGGCAUUCCAUCCCAAUUACAAGAAAAAUGGAAAGCUGUAUGUGUCUUAUACCACCAACCAGGAACGGUGGGCUAUUGGGCCUCACGACCACAUUCUUCGGGUUGUGGAAUACACAGUAUCCAGGAAAAACCCCCAUCAAGUUGAUGUGAGAACAGCCAGGGUGUUUCUGGAAGUCGCAGAGCUCCACCGAAAGCAUCUUGGGGGACAGCUGCUCUUUGGUCCUGAUGGCUUUUUGUACAUCAUCCUUGGGGAUGGUAUGAUCACAUUGGAUGACAUGGAAGAGAUGGAUGGGUUAAGUGACUUCACAGGCUCUGUGCUGAGGCUGGACGUGGACACCGACAUGUGCAAUGUGCCUUAUUCCAUACCUCGGAGUAACCCUCACUUCAACAGCACCAACCAGCCCCCAGAAGUAUUUGCCCACGGCCUCCAUGAUCCAGGCAGAUGUGCCGUGGAUCGACAUCCUACUGAUAUAAACAUCAAUUUAACAAUACUUUGCUCAGAUUCCAACGGGAAAAACAGGUCAUCAGCCAGAAUCCUACAGAUAAUAAAGGGAAGAGAUUAUGAAAGUGAGCCAUCUCUUCUUGAAUUCAAGCCAUUCAGUAACGGCCCUUUGGUUGGUGGAUUUGUUUACAGAGGCUGUCAGUCUGAAAGAUUGUACGGAAGCUAUGUGUUCGGAGAUCGCAAUGGGAAUUUCUUAACCCUCCAGCAAAGCCCAGUGACCAAGCAAUGGCAAGAAAAGCCGCUCUGCCUGGGUGCCAGCAGCUCCUGUCGAGGCUACUUUUCGGGUCACAUCUUGGGAUUUGGAGAAGAUGAAUUAGGAGAGGUUUACAUUCUAUCAAGCAGUAAGAGUAUGACCCAGACUCACAAUGGAAAACUCUACAAGAUCGUAGACCCCAAAAGACCUUUAAUGCCUGAGGAAUGCAGAGUCACAGUUCAACCUGCCCAGCCACUGACCUCCGAUUGCUCCCGGCUCUGUCGAAACGGCUACUACACCCCCACUGGCAAGUGCUGCUGCAGUCCCGGCUGGGAGGGAGACUUCUGCAGAAUUGCCAAGUGUGAGCCAGCGUGCCGUCAUGGAGGUGUCUGUGUCAGACCGAACAAGUGCCUCUGUAAAAAGGGCUAUCUUGGUCCUCAAUGUGAACAAGUGGACAGGAACGUCCGCAGAGUGACCAGGGCAGGUAUCCUUGAUCAGAUCAUUGACAUGACGUCUUACUUGCUGGAUCUCACAAGUUACAUUGUAUAGUUUCUGGGACAGUUCGAGUCUAUCUUUCCAGUGGGCAUUUAUUUUGACCUUGUCAUCAUUAAAAAGAGAGACUGUCCUUCUGCUACACACCUCUGUGAUUUCAUUCUUCUUUUAGUAAUUUAAAAGCAAUUAUCAGAAAUGUACAGCUCUCAGCAUGUAUGUUGGCACAUUUCUUCACAUCUGCAUACACACGCACAACCCCAAACUCGAGGUUGUAUAACAGAAGGAUUUUUUUGUUGUGUUUUGUUUUGUUUUUAAUAUCUACUUGCUGGUAUGGAGUACUUUACACAGAAGUUCCACUGCAAAUUCGUCACAGAGUUUUUUAUGGCAUUGGAAGAUAUUCUUUUACAUUUCAGGAAAUUCUGUCUGUAAUUACUAAAGUUGACCUUAGUAGGGUUUUGAAAUGUUCUUGUGCAAUGUAGUGGAAGUAUUUUUAUAUUAAAGGUCUAUAAUAAGAGAGCAUGUUUCCAAACUCCUUGGUGAAUUUCUGAACAAGCAGCUUGAUGUAAGAUUGUAAUCUUCAUUUCUGUUGAUAUAUCUGAUUACAGAACGUUGUGCACUUAGCUUUUUAUUUGACAGAGCAAUCUGAUUACUUCAGCUUAGUCUCAAGAUGGUUUUCCAAUAUUUUAUGAUUAAAUCAGAACAACCUAUUUGAAAGAGCAGUCUUCAUGAAUGUGCUGCUUCUAUUGUAUAUUUUGUGUAACAAUAGGCUCUGGGUUUCUGUUACAUAUUUAUAUUUUUUAUUUUAUUUUUAUAAUAUAGACAUCACCUAGAUGAGACACCUUUACCCUGUCCUGUAAAAUACUAAAGUUACGUUUUCACCAACUUAAUUGGAAAGAAGGGGAGUAAGGAAGCAAACAGCCUUCAAUGUGCUGUGGAUCUAAUGUAGCAAUGUGUACUUGUGCCAACAUGUAGUCACUCCCAUCAGAUGAAAAAGCAAGAAAGCAGCCAGUUCUUAUAAAAUUCCAGCAUUUCAUGCAUGUAAAGUGCUUUCACCAUAGCAAGAAUAUCAGAGUCUGUGCGAUUAAAAGGCUACAGUGUGUGCUCUUAAUCCAUCCUCCCUGGAGAAGAGCUUGCUCCUUCACAGCCAACCCAGGCUGUAUAUAAGCUGGUCACAUGUAUGGAUUCUUAUGAUCUUCAUUCUUGGCAAAUCUGACUUCUAGUGCAUAUACUCCUUUAGGUCUCUGUGACAAUACCCUUUGGUUCUUGCCUCAAUAAAUUUUCUACAAGUGUUCUGUUCAGAUUUUCUUAAAGAAAUGAUGUGCCCUAGCUUUCAAUUGCAAGAGUCUGACAGACAUUUUUCUUGAUGGUUUUCCAUUUGCCAUCUCUCCAUGUUUGGAUUUAACAAAGAAUUUUUGUACUACUGACAUUGGACCAUGAUAAGUGCACACUCUCAACCAUAGCAUUCAUUCCUCUGGAAUCCAAGCUGUAGAAUCAUAAAAGUGUGCAGCACUGGCUGACAGUGCACGCACCUCUUCCUCCUCAGGAAUAUGGCUCAACAACAGUGGUCUCCCAGCUAGGAUCCCUCUAUGGUCUUAUAGUGAGAGAGUUGCAACUCAAGCACAUGGUGCAUUUCUAAGGAAUUCACACUGUAGAAUAUUUGUUGGGUCCACUGCUCCUGUCUUCCAUAUUUGAUUGCUUGGGUUCCAGUGACCUCAUAUGAAAUGGGCAUGGGUUGGGAAAUCUUGGUACGUAGGGAACAAUUGCCUGCAUUAAAAAGUGCUUGCAUAAUUUUGCACAAUUUAGAUUCAAUUGACAGUCUAUUCAGAGAAGUCUUGGGACUAAAUGAGCAUGGAGACCAAAUUGCCCUCUUACCCUAGAAAAGAGGUGGUCCCUUCUGGUCUUACCAACACUCCACUGGCCCAACACUGACAAAUCUUGCAAUGAGUCAUGCAGUAGCCUUCAUCUGUAGGUUAAUAGUCUUUUGUCUCUGUUACUUUCUCUUCAUAGUCUUUUAACCAAAUUCCAUUACAGAAAGUCUUACAAUUAAAAAUAAAUAAAAAAAAGGAAAAAUUACCCUGGCAACCAUUUUUGUGAGUGGGCCUUACUAUCAAAUCAUCCCUUAUUCAGUGUGGGUGACAUUGAUAGACUGUGAACUUCUCAUGAAACCAGCUGUCUAAAUUUGUCAAAUUGUACAGUUUUAUUGCAUGUACUCCCAUUCAUAGUUUGAGUAAAAACAAUAAGGAUGCCUCUAGAAAGUCAGCAAAAGUCUUAAAACCCAAGAGCUUCUUUUUAUAACUUUAAAAGAGAAGAUGCUCCAUUGGCAGACGCUCUUCUGCAAAUAACCUUGGCUAAGAUGACCAGAUCCAGAGCUGUUUUAUAUAGACCUUUCCCAAGUGAAAAGUGACUUCAAGAAGCACCCCGAAGUUAUUGCCUUUUCUAUAAGGAACUAUUAAAAUGAAAGAACAAAUUAUCUUUAAAGACUGUGACCCAUGGAUAUGUAACCCAAGCAAAGAAAAUCACUAGAAUCCUUUCUUUCCAUCCUUAGGAGAAAAGUAGAUAGCAAUAACUGGUAGAUGAUGGUGUGACUAUGUGACCAAUUCCAAAUUUCUCUUUGACCUUGAAGUUGAUUUUUAAUUGAUCAUAAACGGUUCAUGAAAGACAGAUGGGAAUUGUUUAAAAACCAUGAGAUGAGAAAAAUAAAUAUUUAAUGAUUUAAAAGUACAAAUCUACCCAUCUAACAAAGCUGAUGUGAAUGACAAAGGAGAAAUAAGCCAUGUUUAGUAUGCCUGCCCACUCUAGACUUUAGGCUUUGGGUACCAGCUGAGUAGAAACCACCUUCCUACCUGUGUUGGUGCAAAGUUCUGGCCUGUUUCAAAGCACAUAAAGCAAUGAUCCAAGAGCUAAAUUGGCAUCUCAUUAAGAUGUAAAAGAGCGAUAGUUAAGAAAUUCCAAUGAUAGCAAAGGUGAUUCAGGCCAUAUCUCUUCAUCUUAAAACACUAUUUAAGGUAUUGGAAAACACUUCCUAAGCUUCACUCAGAAGUUUCUACCAGUUAACUGAUCAAUUUCAUAAUGGAUGGGCAAAGAAAAUCUAUACAUGUUUAUAAAACCCACCAAGAAAAUUAUUUCUUUACCAUAUGUAUAGCUCUGAAUAGUCAUGACUUCCUUAGUUACUGUUUUUGGGAAUUGUUGUAGAAUAACAUACUGUUAUUUAGUAUCUUUGUUUCUGGCUUGUUUUAUUACCCGAACCACAAAGUAUACAGCAAAUCUACUCAGGGUGAGAAAUGAGGUCAGACACUGAACCUGAGGUCUUUCAAAGUACACGCUAAUUCAAGAUCUUAUGUGUUUCUCUGUUGUCUCUUGGCACGUGAAAGAAACCCAGUUUAAGUUUUUAAGGGGGAAGAAGUAUAUCAGCAAGGUUUGUGAAUGGUACAUCAGCUUAUUGUCUGAGCAUCUGUCUAGAAUAUUACCUAAGGCUCCACACCCUACCCUUCUCUGUACCACCACUCCUAUCUCUCUACCUGUCUCUCUUUGAACCUCUUCCUCUUCCACUCUCCUGUAUUUAUCUUGGUUUUCACUAAACAGACACGUCAUGUCUGCCAAUCAUGAAGCUGUCCUAGAGCAGAUGCCAGGACAUUUUGUUGUUGGGUUUUUUUGUUUGUUUUCUGUUCCAGAAUCACAUUGACUCAAAGUUAGUAUCACUAAGAAAAGUAGAGAAAUAGCUUUCCAGGCUGCACUCCUAGAGUAACUCUUAAAGAAAUGACAAAAAGUAUACACAUCUGCUAGCAUAGGUGCUUCAUUCUGGUCUUCCAGCAAAGUUACAGGAAAGAUUAGGACAGUUGCCCUAGUAGAGAGCUUGACCUGACAGGAAGGACGGCCCUAGCUAGUUCCUACCAAAGUGAUGACCAUCUCUAUGAUAUCUACUUUGAGGAAAACUAUUCUACAUCCAUUUGGAAGAAAAUUAGUCCCUUGGUAAUGGUGGCCUCAGACACAUUUUCUCUGUUAUGUGGUCUGUACUUUCAGAGAACACAACCAAAGUUCUAUGCCCAGAAAAUGAACACAUCUAUAUUCCCUGAGGAAUCAGGUGGCCUGUUUCUGGGAGGACUGACAAAUUCCCAUCAGAAAUCUCCUCUUUCCAUAACUGAAACAUGCAUUUGCUCUCUGACUCUCUGUCAUAUGUGCACAAACUAGCCACAUAUCUGAUUACUAAUAUGGCAUAGAACAAGUUAGGAAGCCUAGGAAGGGAAGGGUUUACAUGUGGAAAACGUUCUCAGAGCCUGUCAGAUACAGGUCUUAGCCAAGUUCUACCUGUCUUCCUCAUCUCCAUCUCUCUGAGUAACUUCUGGGAAUGAUCUUGAGGUUGCCUUGUAGGAGAGGCCAAAGGAUCUGUGUGAGCAUCAAGGGGCGUUAGCUGCUCAAUUCCCAAUCACCAUGAUGCUUUCUAGCAGCUUUGGAGAGAUUCGUUCAUUUAUGAAAUUGGCAUUUUUUAAAGUUAUAUUAAAUAUGAAGUGAAGAUCUGCCCAUCACUCACCUUGCUUUGCCAUAGAAUGUAUUAGGGCAUGUACCAGCCAGUUGGAAAGAUGCAAGCAAGUAAUAGAUUCCUUGCAUCAAUAAAAAGCCUUAUGCCUAAAAUUUCUCAUUUGUUUUUGUCAGUCAACAGCAAAAUUAAAAAGAAAAUCAACAUAGUAUCAAUUCAGUACUCAUCCUAAGGUAAUCACUCAUGUACACCACAAAGUAAGAUAUCAUUGUUUAUUUCAGUUUUUCCUUUUUGAAUGUUUAUUAUUUAUAGAUUCAAAAUAGAUAUACCCAUAUGCUGGCAAGUGAACAUCCCAUAUAUAUUAUCUGUUGGCUAUCAUUUUUUAAAUAAAAAGAACAUUUUAUUAUCUAAUAUAUGUAUAUAUAUCAUCUAUUAUAUAUACAUAUAAUAUAUACAUAUGUGUGCAUGUAUACAUGUUUAUAUGUAUAUAUGUGUGUAUGUAUAUAAUAUAUAAUAUAUACAUACAUACAUUAAGGAAAAUGAAAUAGGUUGUGAUGGAAAAUUGAUAGUGGCCAAAUAUAAGCUUUUUCUUUACAGUUAGAAGUUCAGUCUUGAACAUUUCUUUCUGUACUGAAAAAUAACUAGUCAGUAGUUUCCAUUCAUAUGAAUAAGGUAUGAUUAGGCUUGGUAUGGUCUGCGCCAGAACAAACAUCGGAUAUUUUUUUACUCCAUAAUCUUAAAAUCUGAGGCAUGACUUUCCUGGAAUGAACUAAGAAUCCAUGCUUAUAAGGUUCACUUCAUAAUAUUAUUUUUGAUAAACUAAACUGACAGCUUUAUGAGAGAUCAUAUAUCCCCCAUAUCUUGUUCUAGUCAGAGGAUGUGUGUGAACAUGAGUGGCACUAAGAACCAUGAAGUACUAAGGUGGGUAAUACUGAAGUAAUGUGGAAUUUUAGAAACUGGAUGCCCUAAGACAUGCUACAACAGACUACUAUUCGAAAUGAAUCUAUCAAAUUGCAACGAAUAUUUUAUAGAAUUAUGACCAUGAGCAUGAAAGACUUCUAGUAGGAAAAUCUUGUGUCUUCCUUGGAUUUAACUGUGAUUGGUUUGUUGGUGAUUGGUGUUGAGGAGUUUUGUGUUCUGCUCUUCUCAGACAUUUCAGUGUUCCACAUUGUCCAUUUCCUUCAAGCUGUUGAAAUUUAAAGCAGUCUGUUUAUAAUCUUACAAGAUUAUGAGAAUCUUAUAAGAUUCAGAAACAAUCCAUCCUCAGGUUUCUGUUAAUACACUAAUAAGAGGCAGAAGGAAGAGCCCAGAUGCACGUUUAAAGGAUCAGAAUUAGCAUAGGAACUGUUACAAUUUCUAGACUGUCUCCAGAAAUUAAUAUGCAUAGGUACUGGCUCACAGGACCUUCUUGAGUUUGCACUAAUCUGGCUCACUAAAUCAGUUUGUAAAGACAUGCAGUUUUCCUUGAUUGGUCCUCUACUAUUCAGCCCCCCAUGUAUUCAUUAACGCAAUAUAAAUGCUGAAGUGCCUCGCAUGACUUCACGCUGUAGAGAGGGGAAGGCACCUGCAAGGGCAGCACCGGAAGCUCACUGGGAUGAUUGACACGUUGGAGGCAAAAGAGCACAUGCAACCGGCUCCAGCUUGGCUCAGCUUUAGACUCCAGGAGUUUACAAGUAGUACAGAUGGCCUCAAGUACAUCUGUGUGUAUUUGUACAUGUGCACACACCCAUGUAUAUAUAUUUAUCUAUCUGUACAAACACUACAUAUGUAUACACACUAUCUAUGUAAUAUAUAAUAUAUGUAUAAUGCAUAUAAAUUCUAACAAGUGUAUUUGUGUUAUCUUUAAAAUAGAACAAUUGUAUCUUGAAAUGGUAAAUGCAGAGACUUGGCUUUAUUGUUGAUCUGUGGAUUUAAUGAAUUUUUAGGUGAAAGGAUGUUUUAAGUGUAUAAUUUCUUUUCUUAAUUUAAUAUAUUUAUGUAAAUGCAUGCCUGAAAUUUGAUUAGAUUGGCUGUUCUUUUGUGUCUUAACAUGAUCAAAUGUAUUAAACUUUAUCUUAUGACUUCA
Mus musculus (house mouse) is the source of this 9078-nucleotide messenger RNA. It is a transcript of the gene Hhip, whose product is annotated as Hedgehog-interacting protein. The coding region runs from base 494 to 2596 and encodes 700 amino acids. The transcript is spliced from 13 exons. Gene Ontology annotation, biological process: negative regulation of signal transduction. The record is from RefSeq and is marked validated. Gene Ontology annotation, cellular component: plasma membrane; extracellular region. Gene Ontology annotation, molecular function: zinc ion binding; hedgehog family protein binding. NCBI's taxonomy places the organism in Eukaryota, Metazoa, Chordata, Mammalia, Rodentia, Muridae.